UGUUUACAUUUUCGUUACUCGAAUGAGAUCAAGUUUGGUGCAGUGGUUGAUAAAUUUUGCAAGUUUUAAGUGAUUUUUGUGGCUGCAUUUUGAAAAUUGAUAAUAAAUAAGUUUCAGGUGAUGAUGCAUCAUCUGCGCCUCACAAGGCGCUUCUGUACCAAAGUUCACAAUUCGGACGCCGCCAUACGCAUUUACUCUUGCCGCUUUCGAGAAAAAGUUCCUCUCCAACUGCCAUCGCCAGCUCGAAUCACGUCAUUCUACACCUGUGGCCCAACGGUGUACGAUUCGGCCCACAUCGGCCAUGCCAGCUGCUACGUCCGGCUGGACAUCCUCCAGCGCAUUCUUAAAGAUCACUUUGGCCUGCGUUUGGUAACUGCGAUGAACAUCACCGACAUCGACGACAAAAUCAUUCGACGCGCCGCCGAAGUCGGCAAGCCUUGGACCGACAUCGCACGCCAUUACGAGCAGGAGUUCUGGACCGAUCUACAGCGACUGAACGUCCGUCCUCCAGACAUAAAACUACGUGUUACUGAUCACAUUCCUAGAAUAGUUGCUUUCAUAGAACAACUGAUCGCCAAAAACUACGCGUACAAAUCUUCAGAUGGUUCCGUCUACUUCGAAACUGCCAAUUAUCCUCAGUACGGAAAACUGCAGAACAUCCCCACAGAACAACAAUCUUCACCAGAAUCCAAAAAGUCCGCAGCAGACUUUGCCCUCUGGAAGGCCGCUAAACCUGGGGAACCCUCGUGGCCAUCGCCUUUUGGCCUAGGUAGACCCGGCUGGCACAUCGAGUGUUCAACCCUGGCAACGCAGAUCUUCGGCCGUCAGCUGGACUUCCACGCCGGAGGACUAGACCUGAGGUUCCCUCAUCACGAGAACGAGGAAGCGCAGAGCUGCUGCUACCAUGGAGUGGACGAUUGGGUUCACUAUUGGAUCCACACCGGUCAGCUACACCUGGAAGGCCAAACGCACAAGAUGUCCAAAUCGUUGAAGAAUACGGUAAGCAUAGGGGAGUUGAUGGGCAAAUACUCGGCCGACGAGUUCCGGAUGCUGUGUCUGUUGUCGCACUAUCGAAGCGUGAUAGAAUUUGGCGAUGAUUCCAUGACGGUGGCAACGAACGUCCUGAAGAAAUUCCGUUCGUUCUUCGGCGAUUGCAGAGCUUACGUUGAAGGGGUGAAACCAGCGGGAAUGAUCGAUUCGGGCGCACUCCACGGGAAGGUUCAGGAGGUCGAUGAGAAAAUUGAGGAAUUUCUGCGUAAUGAUUUCAACACCGCCAGUGUCGUGACCAGCUUGGGCGAUCUGGCAUCCACGGUCAAUAAAUCGAUCAAUCAGGGAAACAGUGGGGACGCGGCAAUUGUGGCAUCGGAAAGCGGAGUGGUUCAAGCAAUGAUGAAUUAUAUUCGAGGUAAGUUGACACUGUUUGGACUGCUGGAGUUUGAUGAGGAACGGAAAAUAAGUUCUGGUAGUGGGGACGGCCAUUCGAUUGAACAAGUGAUUGAGAGUAUGGUGCAAAUCAGGGGUGCUAUAAGAGUUCAAGCCAUGGACAGUAAGGAUCGGAGACUGUUUGCGAUCUGUGAUCAGAUUCGCGAUCGACUGAAGGAGGUCAAUGUAGAAAUAAAGGAUCAUGGAAAGUCCUCGUCGUGGAGUUACGUUAAACGAUAAAAUUGAGAUUAAGAAACUUGGGGGUAAUAAAGAUGUUGAAUACAA
This is a messenger RNA of Aedes aegypti (yellow fever mosquito), 1707 nucleotides long. RefSeq names its product probable cysteine--tRNA ligase, mitochondrial (gene CysRS-m). NCBI's taxonomy places the organism in Eukaryota, Metazoa, Arthropoda, Insecta, Diptera, Culicidae. Bases 121 to 1662 code for a protein of 513 amino acids. Gene Ontology annotation, biological process: cysteinyl-tRNA aminoacylation. Gene Ontology annotation, molecular function: ATP binding; cysteine-tRNA ligase activity. The transcript has 2 exons. The record is from RefSeq and is a predicted model, not a curated record. Gene Ontology annotation, cellular component: cytoplasm.